This is a messenger RNA of Harmonia axyridis, 2001 nucleotides long. RefSeq names its product general transcription factor IIH subunit 2 (gene Ssl1). Lineage: Eukaryota; Metazoa; Arthropoda; Insecta; Coleoptera; Coccinellidae. Gene Ontology annotation, cellular component: transcription factor TFIIH holo complex; transcription factor TFIIH core complex. The transcript has 6 exons. Gene Ontology annotation, molecular function: zinc ion binding. Gene Ontology annotation, biological process: regulation of transcription by RNA polymerase II; nucleotide-excision repair; DNA-templated transcription. The coding region runs from base 125 to 1318 and encodes 397 amino acids. The record is from RefSeq and is a predicted model, not a curated record.
AUUAGGUCUAUGGUCUAUGCGUUACGGUUACCUUCAACCUCGAAGGGAAGUUACUGGUAAAUAUUAAAAAAAAUUUAUAUUUUCACUUGAAAUAUAAUAUAGCAUUAGCCAUAUAACAGUAAUUAUGGAUGACGGAGAUCCUAAAGAAUAUCGGUGGGAAACCGGCUAUGAAAAAACAUGGGAAGCUAUAAAAGAAGAUGAUGAUGGGUUCUUAGAAGCUUCUGUUGCUGAUAUAAUUCAAAGGGCUAAACGAAAAAGACAAAAUGCUAAAGGAUACGGAACUAAACUAGGAAUGAUGAGACACUUUUAUAUUAUACUGGAUUGUUCGGAGGCAAUGUCUAGUCAAGAUUUGAAGCCUACCAGACUAAUUUGUACAUUGAAGCUUCUGGAAGGUUUCAUGGAAGAGUUUUUUGAUCAAAAUCCUAUAAGUCAAAUUGGGGUCAUUAUAAUGCAUAAUAAAAGAGCAGAAAAAAUCGUAGAUUUGGCAGGUAAUGCUAGGAAACAUAUAAAAACACUGAAAACAUUGACUAAAACAUCACUGGUGGGUGAACCCUCUCUUCAGAAUGGAUUAGAAAUGGCCUUCAAAUCAUUAAAAUUACUGCCCACUCAUGCAAGUCGAGAAAUAUUAGUUAUAAUGGGUAGUCUUACAACCUGUGAUCCUAGUGACAUCAAUACCACCAUCAGUGCUCUGCAAACAGAAGGUGUCAGGUGUUCUGUUAUAGGCUUAGCUGCAGAAGUUCAUAUAUGUAAACAAUUGGCCAGAGAUACUGGUGGCACCUACAAUGUUAUUCUUGAUGAUUGUCAUUUCAAGGAUUUACUCUACCAACAAAUUGAUCCUCCUCCUGCUGCCAGUGGUCUAGAAUCUAGUUUGAUUAAAAUGGGUUUCCCUCAUCAAAUGUCUGUUGAAGGAACUGAAGAACCAUUGACUAUGUGUAUGUGUCAUGUAGACAGCAUAGAUGAGGGUAGUAAAUUAACUACUGAAGGUUAUUACUGCCCACAAUGUUUUAGUAAAUACUGCGAACUGCCAGUGGAAUGCCGUUCUUGUGGUUUAACUUUAGUUUCUGCACCACAUCUAGCGAGAUCCUACCAUCACUUAUUUCCAGCUGCAAACUAUCAGGAAAUGGCAUAUGAUAAACAAUCAGAAUUUUGUUUUUCAUGUCAGAAGCCAUUCAAUGAAUCUGAUAAACAGAUAUACAAGUGUCCUAAUUGUCAAAAUUAUUAUUGCAUCGAUUGUGAUAUUUUUGUUCAUGAUACACUGCAUACAUGCCCUGGUUGUGCAACAAACCCUUCAACAUUCCAAAUAACACAAACAGGAUGAAUUCACUGCACAAUGGAGAAAAGGUGGCUGAUAAGAAUUGAGGAAUAAUUCUAAAAGAUGAUGAAUCUACUUUACCGUUUCCAUAUUUCCUACAGUGUAUUUGAAAUCAUAAAAUUGAGUACAGUAUAGAUGAAUUUUAAUGGAUUUAUUUGAAAAAAUGGAAUGGAAAAUAAAAGAAAAAACCAGUUAAUGUUAUUUUUACGUAAUGAAUAAAUAGAUUUAUUUUUAUUUGUGUAAAUGUGUGUUGAUAAAUUAAUUAUUUUUUGGACUUUGAAGCCUUGAUCCUGCUAUCUAAACUAAUGAUUGGUUAAAUUCAUUCAAAAUGUGGGUGAGGAUUCACAUUUUAGAAAGACGCACAUCAUUAAAGGAAAAAAUAUCUAGCUGGGAAGUAGCCUGUGAGCAGAUAAUUACAAUAUAUUGGUAAACUCAGAAAUGUUUUGAGUUAUUUAAGUAAAAAGGCCAAUUGUACUGUGGUAUUUACAUCUCAAUAUGGCUGUAAGGGAUUCGCAUAAUUAUAUGUGCGAAAUGGACCAAAUAUACGAAAUAUUCAUCCAUUUUUUUGGUUAGAAAAAUUAAUGCCAAGUGAAUAAAAACAUAAAUGAACUUCUAUUAUACGUCUAGUUAUACAUAUUAUAUACACUUGAAAAAAUCCUCAAAAUUCAAUAAACAUAAAAUAACACCGA